Messenger RNA from Histoplasma mississippiense, 2148 nucleotides. RefSeq lists its product as hypothetical. Gene Ontology annotation, cellular component: extracellular region. The coding region runs from base 1 to 2148 and encodes 715 amino acids. The record is from RefSeq and is a predicted model, not a curated record. Gene Ontology annotation, biological process: sphingosine biosynthetic process; long-chain fatty acid biosynthetic process; ceramide catabolic process. Gene Ontology annotation, molecular function: N-acylsphingosine amidohydrolase activity. NCBI's taxonomy places the organism in Eukaryota, Fungi, Ascomycota, Eurotiomycetes, Onygenales, Ajellomycetaceae. The transcript is spliced from 4 exons.
AUGGCACGCGGGGCAAUCCUCACGGUUCGUAUUCCGCGAGGCCAAAACAACCAGAUUGGGAGGAUGAUGUCUUCCUUCUUGGUGAUGGAAGGCAGAUAUUACUGGCAACGGGACUUCGUCAGCGAAUCUAUUCCCGCGCCGUUUAUCGUGGGAAGCACCAAAAAUCGUGAUAACCGUUUUGUGUACCUCGUUCUCGAUAAUGCCAGUGGUGAUACUGCAAUCAGGCAAGGGAUCUUGGAUGGGCUCUCUUCCUUGGGUGGAGAGUAUUCACAUUAUGGAAAGAUGAAUGUUGCGGUUACAGGAACGCACUCACACGCGGGACCCGGAGCAUGGCUGAACUACCUCCUACCACAAAUUACAAGCUUGGGGUUUGAUAAACAGAGUUAUCAGGCAAUUGUCGAUGGGGCAUUGUUAUCUAUCAAGAGAGCUCAUCAGAGCUUGGCUCCUGGACGGCUGACGUUUGGAUCUACCGAAGUUGAGGACGCCAAUAUUAACCGCAGCCCAUCCGCAUAUCUUGCGAAUCCUGAAGAAGAGAGAAAGCGUUACACUUCAGAUGUUGACAAGACAAUGACCCUAUUGAAGUUCGAUCGGCUCGCCGAUCAGAAAACUAUCGGUAUCCUUACAUUUUACCCUGUGCAUGGAACAUCGCUUUUCGGUAACAAUACCCUUGUUGCUGGAGAUAACAAGGGAGUUGCUGCAUACUUGUUCGAGAGAAGUGUUAAGGAUGAUGUCGAAUAUGCAGAUGACUUUGUGGCCGGCUUUUCCCAAUCCAACGUUGGAGACACAUCCCCCAACACGCUUGGGGCUUGGUGUGAGGAUGGAUCUGGUCUCCGGUGCACCUUCAAAGAGAGCACUUGUGGUGGAAAAACCACAGGUUGUCAUGGUCGUGGCCCCUAUUUCCGUGAAAUGGACCAGGGCACGAAAAGUUGCUUUGAAAACGGUCGCCGACAAUUCUCAGCAGCAAAGGACCUAGUCGCGAAAAUGAAGUCAACAUCCGUUAAAAUUCAUGGAGCUGAUAGUGUGGCCGCGUUUCAUACCUUCAAGGACUUUUCAAACUUUACUUUCAGGUCUCCGCUUGAUGCCGGCCGUGGCGAUCUAGAAACUUGCUACGCCUCCCUUGGGUUUUCAUUCGCUGCAGGCACCACAGAUGGUCCUGGGGUGUUUGAUUUCACCCAGAACGCAACCGGCGGGUCCACAAAAAACCCAUUCUGGUAUUUUGCAAGAGACCUCCUCCACGCCCCUUCGGAAAAGCAGAAGAAAUGCCAGGAGCCUAAAACCAUCCUUCUUGACGUUGGUGAAUCGCAAUUACCCUACUCCUGGUCUCCAAACAUUGUAGAUGUCCAGCUGCUUCGUGUAGGCCAAAUGAUCAUAAUUGUGUCUCCCGGUGAAGCCAGCACAAUGGCUGGCAGACGAUGGAAAGAGGCUAUCGCCAAAUCGGCAACUGAUAUCCUCGGCAUCUCCGACCCUAUUGCUGUCUUGGGCGGCCCUGCAAAUACUUAUACUCAUUAUAUCACCACAGAAGAAGAAUAUAGUGUCCAGCGUUACGAGGGAGGAUCCACACUCUAUGGUCCCCAUACCCUAGCUGCUCACAUGAAUCUGACUCUCACAUAUCUGCCAUAUCUCAGAGAUACUCCUUCUAGAAAAAAAUUGCCACCCCUCCCUAUGGGGCCUGGCCCACCAGUUAAUACGGACAUAUCAUAUUCUUUCAUAACUCCAGUUGCCUACGACACCGCGCCCAUUCGAAAAUCAUUUGGGGAUGUUAUCUCCUCCCCAGAAAAAUCCAAAACGUACAAGCCAGGGGACACUGUUAAAACAAAAUUCAUUGGCGCCAAUCCACGCAAUAACCUUAAGCUCGAAGGGACAUUUACUGCUGUUGAGUAUUCCGCACCAGGGUCGAAUAGCUGGGAAGUAGUUCGGGAUGAUUUCGACUGGACGUUGGUUUAUCAUUGGAAGCGCGUCAAUCCGGUUACAGGCACCAGUGAGGUUACCGUUGAGUGGCUUAUUGAUGACGACUACUAUUCUGUUGGGAACCCGAGAAAACUCAAGAGUGGCACCUAUCGCAUGCGAUAUUUCGGCGACUCUAAGAAGUUGAACGGGGAUAUCUCACAAUUUGAAGGCACUGGGGACACUUUUCAGGUACAGGUGUGA